AUGACCAGCUCAGGUGAGAGAGCUCCUGAAAUCAAGGAAGAGAUGCAAAGUGGUACAUGGACAACUGAGUUGGGAACCGAUAAGGCCCCGCAAAAGUUCAAGGAUCAAGUGAUGUCAAACCUGGAAGCGAGGAUGCCUCACAGGGCCUUGAUACAUAGAGGCCGAGAGACCUACCAUCGACAUCCAGACACGGCAGUCGCGUCUCGCAAGCGCAAGCUUGCGCAGAUAUCAGAACACCGAGGGUCCUACUCUACCGGUGCGCAGGAUGCACAGCUUAGAGAAACAGAUCCAGCCAUCUUCAUAGUCGCCUACGAGGCGGAUGUCAUCUGUGGAUCACAACCACCAGCAGCUCGCGCCCUAGAGAUCAUGAUUGAUGAACCCACCUCGGGUCUGCAAGGGAUGAAGGCAGGAGAUAGCUCGUUGAGAUGGGAAGGAAGUGGAAACCAUACCGACGAUUCAGGGGAUGCGUGUGUAGAUAGAUGCGAUGAUCAAUUGACUGUGGAUGCUUUACCUCCAACGAUUACCCAACCUUCUGUCUCAAUACAACCUGGCUCACCGUCAGGGUGCUCUGACCUGCCUUCUGACGCCGAAGACACCUUACUCACAGCUGAGGAGAUUGAGGAUCUUCGUCGUGAGAAGCGCCGCAAGCGAAUUGCUCAGAACCGAGAGGAUCGAUUGCGAGCGCUGCAAGCUAGAGAAGGUGAGGUGAUAGACCCUCCAGAGGAUGAAUGGGGCGGUAGUGAUGAGGAGCCUGACGAACCUCAGAAAGCUGUCAUGCGUCGGACAGCGACGCACAUACUGUCUUCUUCAAACGCCGCGCAGUUGGAAAUGCGAAUAUUGGCCAAUCACGGUGCGGACUCACGCUUCGCGUUUCUACGUGGACGAUGGUCGCGGACGUGGGCUUUGAUCAAGGCUAAAAUCAAGAAGGAAGCAGAGGAGGCGAAGGAAAAAGAAGAGAGAGAGAAAGGGUUGGGCGGGCUGAUGCGUUAUGAGGGGAGCGACGAUGAAGAUUCACAGUCAGAGAGUUGCAAGGGUGCGGAAGGCGCAAGUCAGGUUGAGCAACUAGUGAGUUCACAGAUAACGGAGACGGAAGGAUCAACGGUCCGGGGGCCAGCUAAGGUCUCCGCUGAUGAGGAUGCUGUGAAGGAGGCACGGCGUGUGCGUGCUCGAGAGUGGGCCAAGAAGAGGCGUGCAUCUAAGGCUUGGGAACUAGGAGGUAACAAUACAAAGCUGGACUAAGAAAUCGUCUACGAGUUCUUACAGACAGCGGCACGGGGCCUCUAAUAAUACAAUACUGGUUGUAAUAGAGGCAUAUAGUAUAUCCAUUUCGCCGACAUA
This is a messenger RNA of Heterobasidion irregulare TC 32-1, 1338 nucleotides long. RefSeq lists its product as uncharacterized. The transcript has 4 exons. The record is from RefSeq and is a predicted model, not a curated record. Lineage: Eukaryota; Fungi; Basidiomycota; Agaricomycetes; Russulales; Bondarzewiaceae. Bases 1 to 1239 code for a protein of 412 amino acids.